This is a messenger RNA of Ostertagia ostertagi, 1344 nucleotides long. The record is from the annotation of a GenBank genome assembly. Lineage: Eukaryota; Metazoa; Nematoda; Chromadorea; Rhabditida; Trichostrongylidae.
AUGUCAUGGAUUGCUUUCGCCCCUGUGUCGAACUAUGCGAAUAAUAGUAAGCUCCUAAUUUCUUGUCGCAGGUUUUCUAUGGUGUAUAUGAUCUGUACAAUACCAGUUGGCUUCUUCGCUAUGUGGACAGGUCGUCGCUUCGGCUUGCGGAGUGCUAUCUUAAUUGCAGGAUGGACAAAUGGUAUUGGCGGCCUGAUUCGGUUAUCUAGUUCAUUCCUUCCUCUGCAAUAUCGGUUCCCAGUUGGAAUCACUGGACAGGCGAUUGCUGCAAUUGCUUACCCUUUUAUUAUGUUUUUGCCGACGAAGGUUGCGGGAUCAUGGUUUCCCGAUACUCAGCGCGGCUUAGCAACAACCAUUGGAAUAAUGUCUAAUCCGCUUGGAGUACUUCUGGCCAAUGUGAUCAGUCCUCAAAUGGUCCGUGCUCCAAAUCAUAUUGUGUACUUGAACAUCUUCACGUUUGUUCCUGCAGCUGUGGCUAUGGUUCUUGCAACGUUCGCGGUUAAAAGUAGCGAACCGAAAAUACCACCGACGUUCAGUGCUAGCAAACCUCAGAUGGAUUUCUUCCCUGGUUUGAAAGCGUGCAUGAUGUCAAAACAAUACAUUAUCUUAUUUAUCGUCAUGGGUGGUGGAAUCGGCAUGUUCAAUUGUCUCUACACCAUCAUGCAGGGCCUCCUCUGUCCGUCUGGAUACUCAAAUUCUUUUGUUGGUCUGUGUGCUGCUCUCAUGAUUAUCGGCGGAAUCGUUGGAGCUGCCGGAAGUGGCAUGUUCGUGGAUCGCACAAAAAUGUAUGAAGAAACUAUGAAAGUCUCCAUGGGUCUUGCUGUAGUUUUUGGACUGAUUUUCAUGCAGCUUACUCUCCACCCAAAUUUUGCACCCCUCCUGGCCUUGUCCUGUGUCCUUUUCGGUAUAUUCGGAUUAGCUACUUACCCUGUUGGCCUCGAAUUGUCGGCUGAGUGCACGUUCCCAGUAUCCGAAUCUACAUCAACAGGAUUAAUUGUUCUUUGUGGACAGGUUCAAAGCGUUUUGUAUGUCCUUCUCAUGAAUCAGUUCGCACGUCCACUUCAGCCGGAACGUAUGCAUGAUCAGGUCUGCACCCUCGAUGUGACCGACAAGAUGAACCAACCUAAAGACAACACACAAGCUGUUAUGGUGUUUUCACUUCUGGCCGCCCUGCUUGUUUUGGUGCUUGUCAUUCUUUUCAAGCCAGUCUAUCGCCGUUUGGAAGCAGAGAAGGAGAACAGAGCUCGUAUCGACAAGGAUAAGGAGUCACGGAUGAACGAUCAGAAAAUAACUCUUCCUCGCGAAACCGUCACUCAACCGCUGAAUAAGGCGGAAAACGUUUAG